Messenger RNA from Hydractinia symbiolongicarpus, 2621 nucleotides. RefSeq names its product radixin-like. The transcript is spliced from 5 exons. Lineage: Eukaryota; Metazoa; Cnidaria; Hydrozoa; Anthoathecata; Hydractiniidae. Gene Ontology annotation, molecular function: cell adhesion molecule binding; actin binding. The record is from RefSeq and is a predicted model, not a curated record. The coding region runs from base 294 to 2036 and encodes 580 amino acids. Gene Ontology annotation, cellular component: filopodium; adherens junction; microvillus. Gene Ontology annotation, biological process: regulation of organelle assembly; regulation of cell shape; positive regulation of early endosome to late endosome transport.
AAGAAAACUGAAAAAUUACUUUAAUUUUUUUACUAGCAAUGUGGUUGCUAUGGUGAUUUGCUUAUUUUGUUUAAAAAGUUUAAAUUUACACUUGCAUAUAGAAAGAGUUAAUUGUUUGCAACCUUUAUAAAAGUGUUUUUUUAAUACUUUAAUGUUUUAUGAAGAAGAAGUAAAGUGGAUUUAAAAGCUUUUAACAGUUGGAGAGAAUUGUAUUUUUCUAAAACAGAGUUCUGUUUUUGUGUUCAGAUACGUAAACCGAAUUUGAAUCGAACUUUUUUGUAAAUUAUUAAAACAUGUCUGGUUUUAACGUAGUAAAGGCGCAAUCCUCUAAGGAUGCAAAAGGCAAACAGAUCAAUGUUCGCGUCACCACAAUGGACGCCGAGUUGGAGUUUGCCAUCCAACCAAACACAACUGGCAAACAACUGUUCGAUCAAGUCGUAAAAACAAUUGGUCUACGAGAAAUCUGGUUCUUCGGACUUCAAUAUACAGAUACAAAGGAUUACUCGGCCUGGCUGAAACUGAAUAAAAAAGUUACUGCUCAGGAAAUUAAAAAAGAAACACCUAUGCAGUUUAAAUUUCGGGCUAAAUUCUUCCCUGAGGAUGUUUCUGCCGAAUUAAUUCAAGAGGUCACACAAAGAUUGUUUUUCUUACAAGUCAAAGAUGGUGUACUGACCGAAGAAAUUUACUGUCCACCAGAAACAUCAGUCCUCUUGUCAUCGUAUGCCGUUCAAGUGAAAUAUGGCGACUUCAAAUCUGAUGUACAUAAGAAAGGAUACUUAGCCAACGAUCGCUUACUACCAGAUCGAGUUCUUAAACAGCAUCAAAUGUCUAAAGAACAGUGGGAAGAAAGGAUAAUGUCUUGGUGGGGUGAACACAAGGAUAUGCCAAGAGAAGACGCGAUGAUGGAGUAUUUGAAAAUCGCACAAGAUUUAGAAAUGUACGGUGUCAAUUAUUUCGAUAUCAAAAACAAACGUGGAACAGAUUUGUAUCUCGGGGUCGAUGCAUUGGGUUUAAAUAUCUAUGAACACGGGGACAAACUCACACCGAAAAUUGGUUUCCCAUGGAGUGAAAUCCGAAAUAUUUCCUUUAACGACAAAAAGUUCGUCAUCAAACCCAUCGAUAGAAAAGCACCGGAUUUCCUGUUCUACGUUCCUCGUCUACGCAUUAAUAAGCGAAUUCUUUCCUUAUGUAUGGGUAAUCAUGAGUUAUACAUGCGACGAAGAAAACCAGACACCAUCGAAGUCCAGCAGAUGAAGGCUCAAGCUCGUGAAGAGAAACAGUCGAAGCAACAAGAAAGACAGCAACUUGCCAAAGAAAAACAAGCGCGUGCUGAUGCCGAAAAGGAGAAAAUUGAAUUGGAAGAGCGCUUAAGAAAAUUUGAAGAAGAAGCUCGUCUGGCACAAGAAGCAUUAGAUAAAUCUAAGAGGGAAGCCGAGAAAUUGGAAGAACAGAGGCAAAAGGCUAAAGAAGAAGCUGAAGAAAUGCAUCGCUUGAAAGAGCAAGCUGAGGCCGAACAAAAACGUCUUGAAGAAGAAGCUGCUCAUGAACGUAUGGAAAAAGCUGAAUUUGAAGCUCUUGCUGCAGCAGCUGCGGAGGAGAGUGCACGGCGUGCCGCAGAAGCGGAAGAGAAGCAGCGUGAAGCUGACCGCCUUCAUCAAGAACUGGUGGAGUCUCAACAAAGAGAGGAGGAGCAAAAACAGGAAUUGUUAAAGAUAAUUGCUACGCCCCCCGCUGCUAUGAUUCAUACCGAUGAACAGGAAUCAGAAAGCACCCAACAUGCUGCCGAUCUCGAGGACACCUCAGUUGACCAAAGAGAACUUAAUUACACAUCUGAACAAGACAAGAAUGAGAGAUUAAGGCUGCAACUGAAGGCGCUUGGUAGCGAACUGAAUCAAGCCCGAGAUGAAACCCAGCUGACUAGAGAGGACGUAUUACACGAAGGAAAUUUAAAAGAAGGUCGUGACAAAUACAAGACCUUGAAACAGAUCCGACAAGGAAACACGAAACAACGUAUUGACGAAUUUGAAGCAUUGUAAAUGUCUGGUGUGGACAAAGGAAUAGUAUAUUUUAAACUGACAAUAAUACAUAAAAAAGGAACGUACAUUAUAAAAAAAUAGUUGAUAGUUUUUCUAUGGAAAGGAAUGCAUUUUUUAGUAACUCUUUCGAUCUAAUAAAGUAUUGUAGGAUGUUGUUUUUAAAGUGUGAUUGCUUUGACAUUUCCAUCCUUCAUGUUUUGCGCAGUAAAAGUCAGUAUAAGUAUUCCUUCAUAGUUAUAUAUAUUUAAUAUUUUGUUUUUCUUUCUCUUUACUUUAUUACAUUCUUCUGUUUUUGUCACAGCGUAACUGUUUCUUAUUAAACAUGGCGAAGACUAUGUUUCCGAUUCGUAUGUUCUGUUUUUUUGUGCUGUUGUGUCAUCGCGUGUCGUAUAAAAAACGUUUUGCCAGUUUUUCCUAGAGUAUUUAUUUUAUGAAAGUAGAGAGUUUUAGUUUUUUUCUUCUUCGCAAUUCCUCAAAAUCAUGCUUGACGCUUAAAAUGAAAAUUAUUGAAUUAUUUGAACCUACUCUGAUUUGUAAUAAAGGUUUUUUCAAAAGAAUUUUUCAGAUUAUAUUUUCAUUGACGAU